Messenger RNA from Owenia fusiformis, 1096 nucleotides. The record is from the annotation of a GenBank genome assembly. Lineage: Eukaryota; Metazoa; Annelida; Polychaeta; Sabellida; Oweniidae.
CGCUCUUUGUCCCUAAAGCAAGACAACACAUUGACGUAAUAAAGUAAAGACGCUGUAUGAAACAAUUAACAUGACCACAGUCAACUUGUAUCGACAGAUCAAAGCACUGUUCGGUAUUUUGAUUAUUUAUGUUAUGAUUACUAGCAUAUACUUCAUAAAUACACGCUACAGCAAAAUAAAACAGGUCGUUUAUGAACAGGUUAACUUGAUGGAUAACAAAAGACCAUCAACACGACAAAGGAAUGACGAAGGAAAUAAGCAUCAUAUAAUGUAUAAUCAAACGUUGUUAUCUGCCCUUACCCAGGGCUAUUGGAAGCCUAAAAACGUGGCAGAAAUAGAAAAGGAUAUGGUGACCUCAAAGCUAAAACGAUGGAGAAUGAGAAAGAAAAUAGAAUACAGCAACGACACGACAUGUGGACAUGCUUAUCAAGGCUAAAGAUCGGUGUGUAAUCCGGAAGACAAAAAUGCCUGUUGCAAAGAAAGUCGAUGUCGAGAUAUUUCCUUGGAAGACUGUGAAUGUCCAACAUGUUUUGACGAACGGUCACGGAUUUAUCACGAAUUUCAUGAGUGGACUCCAUAUGGUAUUAACAUACGCAAUAAUGUAUCACGUGAUGAUAUAUGCACCGGGCUUAGGAAUUUAAAUGUGUCAUCAAUUAUUACGAUCGGCGAUUCUUUGAUUCGACAAAUAACGGUUCGUUUCUGGAGGCGCGUUUACAAGGGACCAGUGGUACAUUUACUGAAUAACGAUUCCUCCCAGGAAUUAAUCCAGAAGUGUCAGCCCAAUACGAACACGUGGGGGUCCAACAAAUGUUGGGAAAGGAGCUUCGUGAACAUCUGCGACGGAAUCAAAUUCUUCUAUCAUAAGAUAUACAGUAUACUAGAAUAUCAACCAAUUAGGGAGUUCGACGAUUUGCGAACAUUGAAGAUGGAACAUCCGGGGCGUAUUCUUGUGUUGACAGACGUCGGGCUUCAUGACAACCUUAAUAUACGAACUAUAUAUAUCUACCUUAAACAACUUUUCGACGUGAUCCAAUCCCUAGAGUCCGGUUGUAAUGCAGAGACAUCGUAUCCAUGUGGUCCAUCAGUUGCUGCGUAG